UUUCGGUCUAAUAGACUAAUUCGAUUUGCGAAAUAAAUAAAUUGAUGUGCCUAAAGUCGCUGAAAUAGCGCUUUUAUGAAGAAGCAAGCAUAAUCGUUAGUUUGGUGUAUUGGAACUCCUACGAAACCUCUGGAGACUGGAGUCACUGAAACUCAACCAAAGCUAAAACCACAGCAAAAACUCGCCAAUCCCAAUUCCAAACUGCAAUGGCGAAAGCCCCCUCCAAGCAUUCUCGCGAUCAGCCUCUGGACGUCGAGGGGCUUUUGAAUAACUUACAGGACUGGGAAUUGUCCUUCAAGGAGAAAGACAAAAAACUGAGAGUAGAUGCUUUUGGAAAGGGAAAAUUGGAUCCCGUUCCUCCAAGUCAAGCAAGUCAUAAUAUUUCUAGUCGACUUUCUGAUAACCCUAGAGUUAACGGAAGACAGACAAGGGAAAAGACUUCUUCUUUUGACAAUAAGGAUACUAUGAGACAGCACGAUUAUUUAAAGAAAUACGAGGCACUUAGUCAACUACCAAGCGGAGUUUCAUUUCAGGAGGGUGUUGUUGAUGCUAAUUCUGAGAAAGAAUUGGGUAAUGAUUUUUUUAAGCAUAAGAAAUUCAAUGAAGCAAUAGACUGCUACUCUCGUAGCAUUGCACUAUCACCAACUGCGGUAGCUUAUGCAAAUAGGGCAAUGGCAUACAUCAAAGUUAAGAGAUUCCUGGAUGCUGAAAAUGAUUGCACUGAAGCUUUGAAUUUAGAUGAUCGCUACAUAAAAGCAUACUCUCGUCGAUCAACUGCAAGAAAAGAACUUGGGAAACUCAAGGAGUCCAUUGAUGAUGUUGAAUUUGCUUUAAGGUUAGAACCACAAAAUCAAGAGAUCAAGAAACAGUAUGCUGAAUGCAAAGCUUUGCUUGAAAAGGAGAUUCUAAAGAAGGCAUCUGGGGCAUUAGCAGGAUCAUCUAAGGGAGCACUCCAAGAAAAAGUAGUGAUGGACAAGAAGAAACAUGCAACAAGUUCCCCUGCUGGAAGAGUGGCUAAGUUCGUGGAAGAUGAUUCCAAGGCUAAUAUUAGAGAAGUUUCAAGUCAGGCAUCUUUGGCGAAUAAAGAAAACAGUACUCUAAGUAAUGGAUCUCAUGCUGGUGCUGUCUCCGAGUGCGCUAAGGGGGAAUUUCAAAAUAGCAAGCUGGAGCUGAGGGCAUCUGUGAAAGAACUUGCUGCAAAAGCAGCUGAUCUGGCAAAGGCCGAAGCUGCAAAAAACAUUGCCCCACCAACAUCAGCUUAUCAAUUUGAGGUUUCUUGGCGAGGACUGUCUGGUGAUCGUGAGUUACAGGCUCGCUUAUUGAAGGUUACUUCGCCAACUGCAUUGCCUGGGAUGUUUAAGCAUGCAUUGUCAGCUCCAAUUCUUAUUGACGUCAUUAGGUGCAUCGCAACCUUUUUUAUGGAAGAGAUGGCAUUAGGUGUUGAGUACUUGCAAAAUUUUUCCAAAAUCCCAAGAUUUGAUAUGAUCAUCAUGUGCCUUUCACCUGCGGACAAGGCUGAUCUUUUGAAGAUAUGGAACGAAGUAUUCAGUAAGGGAACUGCAGAAUAUGCCAAGAUCCUUGAUAGUUUGCGUCCAAAAUAUCGCAUAGACCAGUGAUGAGCAUUUGCUUCUAGGCCAAUUCAUGGCUAAAGCCCAAUUUGUCGUUGAUCGCGUUCAGAGUAGAAAGAAGGAUGUGGAAGAAGUUGAAUGAUCUGAUCCCAAUACAGACAAGCCUGUGGAAUGGUGUAAAAAACUAUAACUAGGGUUAGCAAACUUAGAUGUAAAUGCACUUAAUAUUAAAUUCAAAUACAAUGAUCUCUGUUGGAUUUUGUUGAUGGUGGGGCGCCUGGGAGCUGUUUGUAUUGAUCUAACAGUAUGAAGGAGGAUAUUGAACUUCAUGAUACAAAUAUUUUGCUGCCUUCGGAUGA
This is a messenger RNA of Salvia miltiorrhiza (redroot sage), 1927 nucleotides long. RefSeq lists its product as uncharacterized. The transcript is spliced from 12 exons. NCBI's taxonomy places the organism in Eukaryota, Viridiplantae, Streptophyta, Magnoliopsida, Lamiales, Lamiaceae. Gene Ontology annotation, molecular function: protein binding. The record is from RefSeq and is a predicted model, not a curated record. Bases 207 to 1616 code for a protein of 469 amino acids.